Molecule: messenger RNA, 1300 nt
Organism: Lathyrus oleraceus (garden pea)
Lineage: Eukaryota; Viridiplantae; Streptophyta; Magnoliopsida; Fabales; Fabaceae
Product: cystinosin homolog
Exons: 8
Coding region: 227-1060 (277 amino acids)
Biological process (GO): L-cystine transport
Cellular component (GO): vacuolar membrane
Molecular function (GO): L-cystine transmembrane transporter activity
Source: RefSeq, a predicted model, not a curated record
CUUUUCUUAAUACUACCGUUUUCAAUCUUCUUAUUUUUCAAACAAUUUUAUUUCUAAAUAACAUACAAUGAAUAACUAUGACUAAAAUACAAUACAAAGCCUUGGUAUGCGUAACAUUGUCAUCAAAGAUUGAUUCGGAAUUAUAAUUCCAGGGUCCACAAACAAAUACAGUUUUUUUCUUUAUUCUCGCUGAUCGUUGUAACAGAGAAAAAAAGUGAAGAUAGAAAUGGCGUCUUGGAAUUCAGUUUCAUUAGAACUAACCUACGAAUUUCUUGGCUGGUUCGCUUUUAUUGCAUGGUCCAUCAGUUUCUACCCUCAAGUCAUCUUAAAUUUUCGAAGAAAAAGCGUUGUAGGACUCAACUUUGAUUUCGUUCUCUUAAACCUAACGAAGCAUAGUUCCUAUCUCAUAUACAAUGCUUCUCUCUACUUUAGCUCUGCUAUUCAGAAUCAAUAUUUUCAGAAAUACGGUUAUGAUCAGAUGAUACCGGUUGCAGCAAAUGAUGUUGCUUUUUCAAGCCAUGCUGUUCUGCUGACAGCCAUUGCGUUGUUCCAGAUUGCAAUCUAUGAACGUGGAAGUCAGAAAUUGUCGAAAAUUUCGAUUGGAAUUGUCUCGGUUGUUUGGCUGACUGCUGCAGUUUGUUUCUUUGUUGCUUUGUCUGAUCAUUCAUGGCUUUGGCUCCUCAACAUCUUCAACUCAAUUCAAGUGCUUAUGACUACUAUAAAGUACAUUCCCCAGGUAAGCAUGAACUUCCUAAGGAAAAGUACGGAUGGAUUCAGCAUUGGUAACAUUCUACUUGACUUUUCUGGAGGAAUAGCAAACUAUGGACAGAUGGUUGUGCAAUCAAUAGAUCAAGGUUCGUGGGUCAACUUCUAUGGCAAUAUAGGAAAAGUGUUGCUCUCUCUGGUAUCUGUAUCCUUUGACAUUAUUUUCAUUAUUCAACAUUAUGUCCUGUAUCCUGCUAAAAAACCCUACAAAUUAGUGACCACCGGCGAGGAUGAAGAUCAAAUUAGAGAGCACCUUGUCAGGCCUUCUGAUGAGUCUCCACCAGAGAAUGUGUGAAACUUGAUUUGGUUCAUAAUGUAUAUUCAAAGGAGCAUGAACAUCGAAUCAGAACGCCCCUUGCCAGGAAUGUUGUAAAAGAAGUGAAUUCUAAUGUAUAUCACGUUUCCCAUUGAUUCCUAUCAUGAUCAAAACAAGGAUUUUUGUCCCAUGUACCAGGAGAUUCUCUUUGCCUUGACCUUCACCAAACUUUGUUGUGUAAUAAGUUUAAAAAAAUUAUAGUAUCGAUCUUUAUGCCAA